Molecule: messenger RNA, 554 nt
Organism: Phytomonas sp. EM1
Lineage: Eukaryota; Euglenozoa; Kinetoplastea; Trypanosomatida; Trypanosomatidae
Source: the annotation of a GenBank genome assembly
UUUAUUUUUCUGAAUUUAAAUGAAUCAAUACUCAGAAGAAUAGUACCCUAGUGACAAUCCAAUGCAAAUUAUCUAGGAGACACAAUCAGAUAAAAAGAGGUAAACAUUUCAAUAACAAAAAAUGCCAUUUUUCUGCUCUGCAUGUAACCUUCGCUUCACAGACUCACUUUCCGCUGCUGCCCACAAAGCCUCGAUAAAGCACAAGAAGAAAAGUGGUGAGCUGGCUUUAGAGCAGCAAAAAUAUAAGCCCGAUGCUGAUGUCACUGUCGCCGAUGUCGAGGCACUAUUUCGAAGAUGUGCAGAAGAUCUUGGUUUGAAGUCAUGGAGUGAAUUACGGUUCCAAGAAACAAUUCCAUGAUUCAUGAAGGCGUAAAAUAACUGCACAUGCUAUUUUUUGUAUUUUGCUUUGAUCAGGAGCUGAUGCUAACUAAUGCUUCUUUUAAUUCUUUGUGGAUAAGCAGUGGAAUAGUUUUUCGGGGGAAAACUUUUUCCAUCGUAUAAAACGAUAAAUUGACCUCACCUUCCUGUUUCCGUUGAGCGAUUCAUUCCUUUAA